UGUAACAUCGCGCUUAGAGCUGCGUUCCUAGUUCCGUAUCACUACCACCACCGCGGCGGCUACAUCUUGGUCAGGAGAUGAACUCUUCAGAACAGCGCCGCACCGUAGUCGUCUCCGGCGUCCCGGACGCGUUGCCCCCCAGCAGGAUGGCAGACAAGCUGGUCAUUCACUUCCAGCGCUCCAAGAAUCUCGGGGGUGACGUGCAGCAUGUCCAGUAUCCCACCAAUAUUAAGGGUGUCGCGUUUGUUACAUUUGACGGAAUUCAAGAUGCUGAGAAUGUCUUGAAGACAGAUCAUGUAUUGAAAGACAAGGAGUUUCCUGAUGCAUAUCCAGUCACUGUGUUCAGGUUCAGUGAGGGUGUAUUCUUGUUUCUCCGUGCUGAAGUUGACCUCUCAAUGUUUGGUGACCCAUAUGGACUAAUCCAGCACCUAAAGAAAAAUCACAGAUCGGUGAGAUUCUCCUUACUGCCAUUCAAGACAACAGCCGUAGUUGAAGGACCCUUCAAGGCAAUGAAGGUGCUGAGGGAAGACCUCAGAACACGAAUGCAGAGCACGGGGUACUGGAGCGGAGAGUCAGGUGCAGGGAGAUGCUUGGUUUCAGUGGUGGGUGGACUUCAGGAAGAGUCCACUUGGGUGGACACAAACGUCUUCAAGUAUAUCCGGAAUUUUCAGCGUCGAAAAUUGGAUCAGUGUUUUCAGAAGUAUGCAGUGGAGAUUAAGAUCCAAGAACAAGGUGACCUCACCCAGAUUGUAUUGAGUGGGGCUGAUCACUCAUUCAUAAUGAGCGCCAGGUCAGACCUGGAGCUGCUGGUGGCCACCUUGAUGUCCGACUUAAGAACACAGAAGAUAGACUAUAGCAGCUUGGACAGACGCCAGAGGGAAAGGCUGUUGGGCUUUUGCAAGGAUGCCAACCUGCAGCACCCCGAUGUUCUGUUUGUGCCCCUGAAGACGUGCAUCGAGGUGAUCGGUCCCUCUGCAUCCAGCUACGAUUUCUGUAAGGAGGUGGAGGGCAUGAUGUGCGACGCCAAAAAGCAGCCCUUCUAGAACGCAGAUCUCUCAUAUUGAGUUCUGGUGACUUGCAGCAAGAAGCUGGAAAGCAGACACAGAACUUUGGGAAAUAAGGUUUUGUGCCUGUAAUGUGUGUUCCUGAUUUUGUAGUGGUGGUGUGUGAAUUUUCAUUGAAAGAUCAGGAUGCUUAUUUUUAAACACUAUAUUAGUUGUUCUGGAAAACGGUCUGCAUGUUUAUAGCUAUAGUUUAGAUGUGGGAGUAUUUAUUGAUGUCUAACUAAAACUAGCACAUGAAAUUAUACUGAAACGUUUGUUUGUAGUAAACUGUUGUAUGUUGUAGUGGUGGAAGGCCUUAAUUCUUUUAUCUUCAAUCUUUUUUGAUAGUAAAUUGAUAUUAAUAUCUCUGUCUGAAUGGCAUCUUCACUUGGAAACAAGUUGGUGUUAAGGUAUUUGCAGAUUUUUUGCUGUUAUGUUAUUUAACUCUGAUAAUAGGGAAUUGACACUGGAGGGCGCCAUAACAACGGAAACAUGAGCGCUUAGGCACCGUCAGCUUAAGCAUUGGUAACUGGUAGAGAUACAAAAUGAAAGUGUGUGAAGAUAAACGGCAUCUGAGCAGUUUGUACCAUCAUAAAACUUUACAAUUCGAGAAUUUAAAAAGAAGUUAUGGAUGAAUUAAGUUUAUGAUACAGAAACUUUUUAUUACACUAAGUUUAGGGUAAGUUACAUUGCCUAUGUGUUCAUUGUUAAUGACAACCAUAAAAGACCUAUAUAAAGUAAUUUUAAUUAAAUAACA
This is a messenger RNA of Brienomyrus brachyistius, 1800 nucleotides long. It is a transcript of the gene rbm43, whose product is annotated as RNA-binding protein 43. The coding region runs from base 78 to 1043 and encodes 321 amino acids. NCBI's taxonomy places the organism in Eukaryota, Metazoa, Chordata, Actinopteri, Osteoglossiformes, Mormyridae. The record is from RefSeq and is a predicted model, not a curated record. Gene Ontology annotation, molecular function: RNA binding. The transcript is spliced from 4 exons.